Messenger RNA from Cinara cedri, 877 nucleotides. Lineage: Eukaryota; Metazoa; Arthropoda; Insecta; Hemiptera; Aphididae. The record is from the annotation of a GenBank genome assembly.
AUGCUUUUUGCAAGAACCUUGAUAGCAGAUACUAAAGGUGAAUCUAUUUUCAAUACCGUCAAAGAUUAUUUUAAAGAAAAGAAUAUUCCUCUUGUGAACAUUAUGUCGUCUGUUACCACUGAUGGAGCGCCUGCAAUGGUGGGUCGUCAUCGUAGGUUCAUCGCCUUUUUAAAGAAAGAAGUAUCAGGUAUUUUAGCUGUUCACUGCGUGAUUCACUGACUGCAUUUAGUUGCGAAAAACCUGAGCGACCGUUUGCAUCAGUCAUUACGAUAUGUCAUCUCUGCUGUCAACAAAAUUCGCAAUAAUUCUCUCAACGAUCGACUAUUUGCACAGCUGUAUACAGACAAUGACGAAGAANGAGAAGUAAGUUGCUACAAUUUAAGACCGAUAUCGAUUUAAUGACCGAUUUAUUCGCAAAAUUCAAUGACACUAAUUUGCAACUUCAAGGCGACGAGUUCAAUUACAUAACAACUAACUCUAUUAUUUCUGCUUUCCAAAAAAAAAACUAAUUUUAUGGAAGCACAAUUUUGGUCGCAACAAGUUUAGCCAGUUUCCAAUCCUGUCGGAUCUAUACAAGAACAGUAAGAUCUCGUUUGAUGACACACAAAUUUACUGUUAACACCUUCAGUCUUUGGAAAAAGAUUUUUCACAACGUUUUGAAGAUAUUUUGUCUCUGGAAGUUCCUCAAUGGGUCAUAAACCUCUUUGUAAAAAUGGAAUCAGCAAAAAUACAGUAUCAAGAAGAAUUUAUCGAAUUUUCCACUAACGAGAUAUUAAAAGCAAGUUUUAAGAAUGAUGAAAAUCUCACAGAAUUUCGGCUUCAGUCUACUAUCAGUCGAAUUUAUCCUGGGCUGUGGACUGUCGACAAAAAUUAUUAA